AUGACAUGUUCAAACCUGUUUUCAGGAGAUUUACCUGAAUUAACUUUUGAAAUUAUAAAAUAUUUUCAAAAUGAUUAUUCAAUUUUACAUUCAUGCAUUUUAGUUAAUAGAUUCUGGUGUCGUUUAACAAUUCCAUUAUUAUGGGAAAAUCCAUUUUCAAUUCCUACUGGAAAUUAUAAUUUUAUUGAAAUUUAUUUAAAUAAUUUAAAUGAUGAUUUUAAAACAAAAUUAAUUGAAUAUAAUAUUAUUAAUAAUAAUUCAUUAAAUAUAAUGUUCAAUUAUUCAAAAUUUUUAAAAUAUUUGAAUACAUAUAAAUUCGUUUUCUCUAUCGAGAAAUGGUUUGAAGCUGUUAUUAGAACUUUAAAACCUGAGAAUAGAUUAUAUUCAGCAUCUGAUUUAAAAAGAUUGAUUGAUACAUCAAUAUUUAAUAUUUUUGUUGAGAAUGAAGUAAAUUUAAAUACUCUUGAAAUUGAGAUCUCACGUAUUUAUUAUAAUACACGUAUUGAUAAUGUUCUUGGAUUAAUUUUACAAAAUACAAAUUUCAUUCAUAAUAUUAAAAAUUUAAAUCUUUAUAUUGAUUAUAGUUCAUCUGAUUUAUCUCAUUACAACAAUAAUAAUGAAUAUACAUUAAUCAAAAAUCGUAUAUUAGAAAUAAUUAAUUUACAUCAAAAUCUUAAAAAAAUUUUAUUAAGUUAUGAUAAUUCACCUUUAUAUAUAUCAUUAUUAUUAUCAAAAUAUUAUAAUUGUUCAAAUACUUUAAAUACAAUAAUUUUUUAUUAUGUUGAUUUUAAAGGUAUAAUUAAUUUAAAUAAAAUAUUUGAACAAUUAAAUGUUUUAGAAUCAGUUCAUAUAAUUAAUUGUUCUUCUUUAAAUAAUUAUUUUACCCAACAAAUUAUUAAUUUAAUUAAACCAUUUAAAUUGAAAUCUUUAUUUAUAAAUGAAAUCACACAAAUUAAAUCAAUACAAUUAUUAUUACAAAAAUCUGGUGAUUAUUUAGAAAAUUUUGGUUAUGGAUUUAGUAUUGAUUCAUUAAAAAAACUUCAAUUAUUAGAAUUAAUUACAAAAUAUUGUAAAAAUAUCAAAUUUCUUGAUCUUUAUGGAUUUGAAGGUCAAAUUACUUAUCAAAUAAUCAAUUUAAUUAAAAAUAUAAAACAAAAUCUUAAUUAUCUUUCAAUAAGUAGUACUUCAUCAUCAUCUUAUAAUAAUAAAGAAUCUAGUUCAAUUUUAUUACAAAAUUUAGGACAAAUUCUCCCUAAUAAAUUAGAAUAUUUAUGUUUAAAUCUUCGUCAUAUUAAAUCAAGUUCUUUUGAAAUAUUUUUAAAAAAUUCUCAAAAUAUUUUUAUUAAUAAAUUAUUAAUCUAUAAUAGAGAAGGUCAAGAUACUUUAUAUGAUUUUAGAGAUUAUAAUAGUGAUUUGUUUUCAUCUAUUAAUGAAGUGAAGGAAUUUGGGUUGUAUAAUAUUAAAGUGAAAAGUUAUCCUAGUUUAGUGAUUCAUAUAAGUGAUUUUAUAAAAGAAAUUGAUUAA
Messenger RNA from Rhizophagus irregularis DAOM 181602=DAOM 197198, 1524 nucleotides. RefSeq lists its product as uncharacterized. Lineage: Eukaryota; Fungi; Glomeromycota; Glomeromycetes; Glomerales; Glomeraceae. The record is from RefSeq and is a predicted model, not a curated record.